Messenger RNA from Vicia faba (fava bean), 729 nucleotides. Lineage: Eukaryota; Viridiplantae; Streptophyta; Magnoliopsida; Fabales; Fabaceae. The record is from the annotation of a GenBank genome assembly.
AUGGGAAAAAGAGCAGGUCACAUUGCAUUUGGAAAUAAUUGUGAAGUUGAAAUUCAUACUGAGACAAACUCACUUCGAGAGCAUGCCACAUUCAUGGAAAAGGGCAUACAUUUUGAUGAUAGUGAGGAGGAGAGGAUGCAUGGUUUUGGUGAUGGUGUGGAUGAAGUGCAAGCUAGAACUACACGUGUUGUUGUUGAUGGUGCUAUCAUAAGUGAACCAUCAAACAAUGCCUUUAUCAUAGAAGAGAUAGGAAGAGAACAUAUCAUUGAGGAAGACUAUACGACUGAUGAACUGAAAAGUGGGACAACUGAUGACAAUUGUGUUGAUAGACCUAUUGUAAUUAGAUUUAAUGAAGAAUAUGCUCUUUUUAAGGAUUUUACUUUCAAGGUUGAAAUUGAGCUUUCCUCAUUGAAACAAUUCAAGAAUUUCAUACUAGAGCACAAUGUCUUGAAUGGUAGAGAAGUGAGAUUUGAAAAAAUGAUGCAAAUAGGUGAUUGGGUUGUAAAGGUUAUUCUAGAUAGGUUGAAUAACAAUAAUAAGAUGAAGUUAAAUGAUGUGAUAACAGAUGUGAGAAUAAGGUAUGCAGUUGAAAUCCCAGAUUGUGGAGCUUUUAAGGCAAGUCAGCUUACUAGAAAAAUAGUUGAAGGUGACUCUAGCAAGCAAUAUAGUUUGUUAUGGCCAUAUGGUGCUGAAUUGAGAAGGUCAUAUAGGGAAGAAGAAGAAAUGUAG